Molecule: messenger RNA, 1812 nt
Organism: Antrostomus carolinensis (chuck-will's-widow)
Lineage: Eukaryota; Metazoa; Chordata; Aves; Caprimulgiformes; Caprimulgidae
Product: AP-3 complex subunit beta-1-like
Exons: 15
Biological process (GO): intracellular protein transport; vesicle-mediated transport
Cellular component (GO): membrane coat
Source: RefSeq, a predicted model, not a curated record
GAUGAUGAGGUGGUAGAAGAAUAUAGUGAAAAUAAUUUCUAUGAAUCUGAUGAAGAACAGAAAGAAAAGGAUCGAAAAGUGAAAAACACCUAUACUAUGGACCCAGAUCACAGGCUGCUGUUACGGAAUACAAAGCCCUUGCUACAAAGCCGAAAUGCUGCUGUGGUAAUGGCAGUUGCACAGCUUUACUGGCAUUUGGCACCCAAAUCCGAAGCUGGUAUUGUUUCUAAGUCAUUGGUCCGUUUACUCCAUAGUAAUAGGGAGGUGCAGUAUAUUGUUCUGCAAAAUAUUGCCACUAUGUCAAUUCAGAGAAAGGGCAUGUUUGAACCAUAUCUGAAGAGUUUCUAUGUUAGAUCAACUGAUCCAACAAUGAUCAAAACACUGAAGCUUGAAAUCUUGACAAAUUUAGCAAAUGAAGCCAACAUAUCAACUCUACUUCGAGAAUUUCAGACUUACGUGAAAAGCCAAGAUAAACAGUUUGCUGCAGCUACAAUUCAGGCUAUAGGCAGAUGUGCAACUAACAUCACCGAGGUGACUGACACAUGUCUUAGUGGCCUUGUAUGUUUGCUCUCCAACAGGAAUGAAAUUGUAGUUGCUGAAAGUGUUGUUGUCAUUAAGAAGUUGCUGCAAACCCAGCCAGCACACCAUGGUGAAAUAAUUAAGCAUAUGGCCAAACUCUUGGAUAACAUUACAGUUCCGGUAGCCAGAGCCAGCAUUCUUUGGCUCAUCGGUGAGUACUGUGAACGAGUUCCAAAGAUCGCACCUGAUGUUUUGAGAAAGACAGCCAAGAGUUUCACUAACGAAGACGACCUUGUAAAGUUGCAGAUCUUAAAUUUGGGUGCAAAACUGUAUUUAACAAACUCAAAGCAGACAAAAUUGCUUACCCAGUAUGUAUUAAAUCUCGGCAAGUAUGAUCAAAGCUACGACAUCAGAGACCGUACAAGAUUUAUUAGGCAGCUUAUUGUUCCGAAUGAGAAGAGUGGAGCUUUAAGCAAAUAUGCCAAAAAAAUAUUUCUGGCACAGAAACCUGCCCCAUUGCUUGAAUCUCCUUUUAAAGAUCGAGAUCAUUUCCAGCUUGGCACCUUGUCUCACACGCUGAACAGCCGAGCCACUGGCUACCUGGAGCUGUCCGACUGGCCAGAGGUGGCGCCUGACCCCUCCGUCCGAAACGUCGACGUAGCCGAGUCGGCAAAGGAAUGGACUGGAAUUCUAGGUAAGACAAAGAAAGAGAAACCUACUGAAAAGUUCUACUCUGAGUCAGAAGAGGAGGAAGAUGAGUCUGCCAGUACCACUGCAUCAGAGAGCGAGUCUGGCAGUGAAAGUGAGAAGGGAGAUAAGGAGGAAGGCAGCAGUGAUGAGAGUAGCGAGAGUUCCUCUUCCAGUGAAGAGUCGAGUGACAGUGAUUCAGACUCCAAAGAAAGUACUGCAAAUAAAACAUCUACAGCUGCUGCUGAAAGUGAUUCAGAGGACAUUGGAAAGAAAACAAAGGGGAUCUCCAAAACGGGAAGCAUAUCCAGUUCCUCUGAUACAGAGUCCACUUCAUCAGAAGAAAGUUCUUCAGACUCCAAGUCAGAAUCAGACUCUAAAAGUGACUGUGCGUCUGGAAAAUCUAGAAGUGCUACCUCUAGUAAGAAAGAAGAAAAACCAGUACAAGAUAGAAAAGCUCCAAAUAAACAAGAUGUGUUUCUCUUAGAUUUAGAUGAUUUCUGUCCUGUGACAACUCCUGUGGCAGUUCCUACAGCAGCUAUCUUGUCCCCAAAUUUAACAGCAGACCUAGAGGGAUUAAGUCUGUCAAGUUCAUCAGUCAUUCAU